AUGUCAACAGAACAUGAUAUAGCUGCUCCCAUUCCUCGUCCAAGUCUUUCUUUGAAUAGCUCAACAAAUUGUGAAUGUGUCGAAAAGUUGCUUUCUCACACAGCUAAAUUAGUUAAACGUUCUUUCACAUCUUCAAGUCAAACAGAAAAUACAAAAGAACAUUAUGAAAACAAAUGGGCAAAGCUAUUCAAGGAAUAUAUUCUUAAUCAUGAACAUUGCACAAAUGAAAAUUGUGCUUCCCACCAUGAUGACAUGCUUUGGUUUGUUCCUUUAACCAAAGUUGCCAACUCUUCCACAAUAACUAAUGAUAUUAGUCAUUUGCAAGUAUUUCGCCGUCAAAGUCGGAAUAAACCUUCCGUUGGUGAUCGUGAUGUAAAUUGGCAUGAAACUUUAUGUCUUAAUUUAAUUUUGCAGCAGUUGGAUUAUUUUGUUACAUGUGCUGUUUGCACCAAAAAUUCGCCAACUAAUAUGCAAAUUCAUCGGAAAAACUUUCAGCGUGUUUACCCAUCUCCGAGUCGCCGCAGAAUGGAUGCAAAAGGAGAAUGUGAAGAAAUAACUUAUCCAAAAAUUUACUUUGCUAUCGACAGUUUUGAUGAAGUUUUUAAUGAUAUGAUUAUUGGGGAAGGUGAAUGUAUUUGUGUUGAACUUAUUGCUAGAGAUCGGAACAGAAAUGUUGAAGCCGUUAUUUUUCUUGGUUCUAUUCGCUAUGAUAUUUUGAAGAAGCUUUAUGAUUCGAGAAAUUCUGGAACUUGGAAUUGGGCACAACGCUGGAUGAAUGUAGGAAAGCAACGCCAUGAAUUUGUAAAAAUGCGUGGACCACGAGGGAAAGGUUUUGCUGAAAUGGCUGUGACAAAAGUUGCUGGAUGUGGAUUUGAUACUCCAAUGAGUGAAAAUGGUUUUGAUUUUAGUGGAGGCAGAGGAUUGGGAGGAUAUGAUCGUCGACUCUCAGAUACAGGUGGAGGGUUUUUCUCUCGUCUAAUUGCUGGCGGUGGCACAAGAAAUUCAGUCUUUGGUGGUCGUACUCCUGGAGGGCAAGCACCUCCUUCAGCAACACCUACAAUUUAUGCAGUUGGUCAACGUGCUUCAAGUCGUUGGUUUCCAGAAGGUGAACAUAAUACUGAUGAUGAAGGGGCGGAUAUUGUAGAAGCGAAUGAUACUCGAAGUUUGGCUGGGAAUAUGGCGUCUUUGGUCAACAGAAAUAGUUGGUCUAUGCGACAGAUUGGGAAUACACUGCAAAUGUUAAAAGAAAAGAAUGAACAGCCUGAGCAGUUACAAGCUUUCCUGACUUACAUUAAUUUGCCUUGGCCUUCUAUACUCGAUGAUAUUCUUACAACAAACAAACGUAAACCUAUUUUGACUUUUGAUUUUCAAUUACAAAAACCGCCGGGCAUUGCGCGAAAUCAAUGA
Molecule: messenger RNA, 1407 nt
Organism: Meloidogyne enterolobii
Lineage: Eukaryota; Metazoa; Nematoda; Chromadorea; Rhabditida; Meloidogynidae
Source: the annotation of a GenBank genome assembly